CGAUUGUCGGUCGUUCAGAGCUCUUCGAUGCUACUAAUCGAUUACAAAAAAAAAGUCGCCGACGUCGCUAUGUAAAUAUUCCGGAUAUAUGACGGUAUUUUGUGCGAGUUUUACUUUUAAAACCAUAUGCUGAAUUUUGUGUAUGCCAAACCCGAUGAAAACAAAUUCAAACAAGAUGGCGACGUCGAAGGAUUCCGACAAAAACAACAAUGUUCGAUCUCAGAAUGAUGGGGUUCGUGAGAUACACCCAUAUCCAGGAGCCACUAAAACAAAAGUUUGGGAGUAUUUUGGAUUCUACAAAUUGAAAGAGGGCCCUCCUACAAAAGUUAUUUUAGAUAUGUCGCAAGCGGUUUGCAGAUUAUGUCUGAAAAAAUAUUCCAACAAAGGUAAUACCACAAAUUUUAUGAAUCAUAUAGAGAAAGAUCAUGGUGACAAGAGGACAAAAUCAGAUACUAAAACACCGAUAUCACAAGCUUCAAUCAGUUCAUUUCUCAAUGUACCAACAGUGGGAAAAAUAUCCCCAGAAAGACAGGAACAAAUUGAUGAUGCACUCUGUAAAUUCAUAGCUGGAAAGGUGAUACCUGUCAGUGUUGUAGAUAAUCCACUAUUCCGGACAUUUGUUGAGUUGUUAGAUUCAUGAUACAAGGUUCCUUCUAGAAGUACAACAAUUAAAAGACUGGAGAAGAAGAAAAAUGACAUGGAAAAAAAAACUUAAAAAAGAUGUGUCCACUUCAUCUUUUGUAUCCAUAACACAUGAUUGUUGGACUAGUUUAAACACCCAGUCAUUCUUUACUACUACAGUCCAUUAUAUCAACCAUGAAUGGAAUCUCAAAAGCGCUGUUCUUGGAACAAUUCAACUGAAAGGUAGUCAUACGGCACAGAAUAUCAGUGAGGAAUUAAAGGCAACACACACAAAAUGGAAUCUUCCUCCAAAUCCUAUCGCAACCACUGACAAUGCAGCAAACGAACAGAAAGCAUUUGAAUUACUAAAUUGGGAUAGGUUUGGAUGCUAUGGGCAUCGCCUCAACCUUGUUGUGAAGCAUUCUCUGGACAUUCCUGAAGUUGGCAGACUAUUGGGUAAAGGAAGGAAAUUAGUGACAUUUUUCCACCAGUCUAGUAGUAGUACAGAUUUAUUUCAUGAGAAGCAGAAAUUGCUUUUUGAUGGCCAGACAACCAAGAACCUAAUUGGACACAAACUUAUUAACGACGUACCAACCAGAUGGAAUUCAACAUUGUAUAUGUUACAACGCUUGGUUGAACAGUUUCCUGUCAUGAUGGCUUUGGCUAAUGAUCCAGCAUUGUCAAAGCAGGCAAGCUCUACAUUCAAAAAUUGUGUAUUUUCCUUUGAAGAACAGAGCACAGCUGAGAACAUUGUGUCCUUACUGCAGCCAUUUGAAAAAGCCACAACCAUUGUAUGUGCAGAUAAGACACCCACUAUGCAUAAAAUUUUACCAAUCAUUAUCAAACUUUUAAAAAUCAUUGACCGCAAAGAAGAUGAUGAACCAAUUAUCAGAAAAAUGAAAGAAAAAAAGAACACUGAGCUGAACAAAACAGCAGUUUUUGAUAAAACAACAUUGAUGGGAAGUGUCAUGAAUCCAUUUACUAAAGACUUGGACUUUGCCCCAGAAUUGAGAGAACAAGCUUAUAGAUAUCUGCAAGAGGAGGCACAUGAGGUGUCAAAGACUGGAAUUCCUCUUAAGAUUAAGAUGGAAAAGAAUGAGGGUGAAUUUGAAACACUCGCUGAACCUCCUUUGCCAGCUCUACCAAUGCUACAAUCAGAACCAGAAGAAAUUGAGUCAGAGUCACAGACAGAUGAGCCUCAGAUCAAGAAGUUGAAGUCGGCAGAUACUGAAGACUGGUUGGCAGACAUCGUCUGCACUAGAGAAAGUCAGCCAAAUCCUGAACUAGCCUUAGAAAAUGAGAUCCAAAGAUACCUAGGGUGCAAGAUUCUUGAAAAAGAUCAGGGUCUGACCGUUCUUAAAUGGUGGCAAUCCCAUGAGCAAUUUUAUCCAAGAUUGAUGAAUACUGCUAAGAAAUACUUGUGUGUACCAGCUUCUUCAGUGUCUUCAGAGAGGGUGUUUAGUUUGUGUGGGAACAUUGUCAAAAAGAAGAGAUGUAGAUUAAGUACAAAUAAUAUUGAUAUGCUUGUGUUCCUAAACAGAAACAUUGAGUAUUGGUAGUUUGUAAACUAAACACCCUCUCUGAAGACACUGAAGAAGCAGGUACAGACAAGUAUUGUUUUUUAUGCAGUUAGAAGAAUUCUAGUCAGUGUUUUAGUGAUCAAUUUUUAGAGAUUAAAUAAAUAAGGAACUGCAUAUAUUAACUAUUAAAUCUAGUCACUUAAUCAUCUAGUCAUUUCACUCAUUUGCAUUUUCUUGAACUUUGGUUGUG
Molecule: messenger RNA, 2391 nt
Organism: Saccostrea cuccullata (small rock oyster)
Lineage: Eukaryota; Metazoa; Mollusca; Bivalvia; Ostreida; Ostreidae
Product: E3 SUMO-protein ligase ZBED1-like
Exons: 3
Coding region: 693-2180 (495 amino acids)
Molecular function (GO): protein dimerization activity
Source: RefSeq, a predicted model, not a curated record